Molecule: messenger RNA, 584 nt
Organism: Bolinopsis microptera
Lineage: Eukaryota; Metazoa; Ctenophora; Tentaculata; Lobata; Bolinopsidae
Product: ruvB-like 1
Exons: 4
Coding region: 24-584 (186 amino acids)
Biological process (GO): box C/D snoRNP assembly; regulation of transcription by RNA polymerase II; chromatin remodeling
Cellular component (GO): R2TP complex; Ino80 complex; NuA4 histone acetyltransferase complex
Molecular function (GO): ATP binding; DNA helicase activity
Source: RefSeq, a predicted model, not a curated record
AUCCAUUUAGCCAAGACUUCAAAAUGAAGAUCGAAGAGGUAAAAUCAACAACUAAGACACAGAGAAUUGCCGCUCAUUCUCACGUGAAAGGACUUGGAGUAGACGAUAAGGGUGUUGCUUUGCAGGUUGCUGCAGGUCUUGUUGGUCAAGAGCUUGCAAGAGAGGCAUGUGGUAUUGUAGUGGAGCUUAUUAGAGCAAAGAAGAUGGCUGGAAGAGCAAUUUUACUUGCCGGACCCCCUGGUACUGGCAAAACCGCCCUUGCUCUAGCUAUUGCUCAAGAACUUGGCUCAAAAGUUCCUUUCUGUCCUAUGGUUGCUUCUGAAGUUUACUCUUCUGAGGUGAAGAAAACAGCUGUACUUAUGGAGAACUUCAGACGAGCAAUUGGGCUGCGAAUAAAGGAAACUAAAGAGGUGUAUGAAGGAGAGGUGACCGAGCUGACCCCGUGUGAGACUGAGAGUGCUAUGGGAGGCUACGGUAAAACUGUACAGCAUGUUAUUAUUGGAAUGAAGACUGCAAAAGGAAACAAACAGCUCAAGGAAGUUGUUAACAGGGGAGUUUGGGUAUUUUCUGUUGGGAUGAGCUAG